Molecule: messenger RNA, 3346 nt
Organism: Hermetia illucens (black soldier fly)
Lineage: Eukaryota; Metazoa; Arthropoda; Insecta; Diptera; Stratiomyidae
Product: protein Aster-B-like
Exons: 11
Coding region: 468-2807 (779 amino acids)
Biological process (GO): intracellular sterol transport
Cellular component (GO): endoplasmic reticulum membrane; endoplasmic reticulum-plasma membrane contact site; plasma membrane
Molecular function (GO): sterol transfer activity; sterol binding
Source: RefSeq, a predicted model, not a curated record
AGUCGCCGUAUGGUAAUUUUGAGAAUAACUGAAAAAUGCGUAUGUGCUCGGUGCGAAACUUAACUAUUAUGGGCGCUGUGCGUGCUUGACAUGUUAACACUCAACCGAUUCACACUUCCUUCCUGAACCGGUUAACCAUCUGUCAAAGUCAAAAAUUUCAAUACAUCUAAUUUUUUGUGUAUAUUGCAGCCGUAGACCGUCAGUCGUUUUGUGCCAAGAAUCGCGUAUGAUAUUUCCGUUUGAUGUGCGUCUCGAAUCUUUGAAUUAAAGUGUUAAGUCAGUGGAAAAUCAUCGAUCCGCAGAAAUCAACACCGUUUAAUUCCGUUUGCAUUUGUUUGCUUGCGAAGAAGUGCGAGAAGUGUUCAGGCGAAAUCCGCAUUAAUUGCGGAGUCCCGCUGUGUCAAUAAAUCGGAGUGAUCUGGUUAUCAUUUUUCCUAAUUGGAUUUGCCUACUGACGGCGAUGUGAUAUGAGCGGCCAGCAACAGAACAAGCGAAACUCGUCCUUAAUGAAUAAAGAAACUCAGGACAUUGUUGAAGAACCUGAUGAAACUCAAGAAGAGACGCCAGGGAAAAAGUCGCCAGAUAAUGGAUUGAAUGGAUCGGUUGAAGAUUAUGGAGGCAGUAGUAGUUCUUCUGCAUCUAACACAUCGAAUAUCCUGCGACCUUCACCCACACCGACGAGAAAAACUCCCAGCCCAACUGCAAGUCCACGUGGGAGUCCGAAAUUAGGAAAUAGAAAUGAAGCGCAUCACGUGAAAAGUCCUUCACAGAGUUCGAUAUCCGUUAAUGCAGAGAAGAGUGAUAAUGCUGAGGAUUCAGUGAGUAAAUCCAGCGACAGUAGUUCACAACAAACUUCGAGUGAUUUUAACAAAUCGACAACACAAGUUGAUGCCGAGAAACCAAAAGCAGCAUCGAAAAUAUCGGAACGUGCUAAGAAGAAAUCAUGGUAUAAUGUCUUAUAUCCAUCGUAUAAGUCAAGGUCAGAGGAUUUCAAGAAAUUAUUCAAAGAAGUGCCUGAUGAUGAGCGUCUGGUUGUAGAUUAUUCAUGUGCAUUACAAAGGGAUAUCCUGGUGCAUGGACGGCUUUAUGUUUCGCAAAAUUAUUUAUGUUUUUAUGCUAACAUAUUCAGAUGGGAAACAUGUUUAUGUAUAAAGUGGAAAGAUGUUGAAAGUAUUACAAAAGAGAAAACAGCUCGUGUGAUUCCGAAUGCGAUUUUAGUGUCUACAAAAACAGAAAAGUAUUUUUUAACAUCAUUCACCACUCGUGACAAAGCGUUUUUAAUGCUAUUUCGAGUAUGGCAAAAUGCGUUGAUGGACAAGCAAAUGCAACCGCAGGAAAUGUGGCAAUGGGUACACAACUGCUAUGGUGAUGAAUUAGGAUUAACAAGUGAUGAUGAAGAUUACAUUGAUCCUUAUCUGAGUAAAGAAGAAGACCAAUCGGGGACGAGUUUACUACCGAUAGAGGCAAGAAACAAAUCGACUGGUAGCUCUGAAGAUCAAAAUUCUACAGACAAUAAGCUGAGUAAUAGCAAUAUGGUGACCGGUAGUGACGGAACUAAAGUGGAAGUUUCUCCAAAGAACUCCAGCGACGAGAAAGUGAAAAUGUCAGAGACAAAACGAAAGAACACAAAGAAUGCGCGAUCUAAGGACGAUAGUAUGAUUAAAACAUCAGAAAAUCUGCCAACUGAUUCUUCGAAUUCUAGCGAUUCAGAGGAAGACAAAAGCAUUCCAUUUAUUAGUACGGCUGAAUGUACGUCAAUGCAUGAAGGACGACAGCUUGUGCACACAAUUUUGCCAAUCAAUGUUGAUACUUUGUUUAAUUUACUAUUUUCCAAGUCAAAAUUCCUCGUAGACUUCCAUGCCGGCCGAAAGUCAACGAAUAUGGCCCACGGGAAUUGGACCAUUGGUGAAGAUGGACUCAAAGUUAGAACUGUGAACGUUACGGUAGCUUUAACACAUGUUGGACCAAAAACAUCAAAUGUGACGGAAACGCAAGUGAUGAGGGAAUGUAGUCAACCAGGGCAACUUUACUCCAUAGAUGUGAAUAGUGUAAACGCCGGGAUUCCAUAUGCUGAUAGUUUCUGUGUUCUGAUGCAUUAUUGUCUUGUGAAAACGGUUGACGACCAUACCAUGCUAUCCGUACAUUGCCAGAUUAAAUUUAAGAAAUCCAUAUGGGGUGUAGUAAAAGGCUUUAUAGAAAAAAAUACAUGGGCUGGUCUCGAAGAUUUCUAUACGGCUCUUUUGCGUGCCCUGCAAAGUGAAUAUUGUAUACCGCCAGCAAAGGGAAAAGGACGACGUCCAAGGAGAGAUAAACUUAAAGGUACCUCAACGUUGCCUCGACCAAUAGAAGAAGCCGUCACCGUACCUGCCCUGCAACCUGAUGUCGCUAAAAGUAAACUUCCUAGUCCAAAUGCAGCUUUCACGGAAUCAUCAAAUAAAUAUAAAUUGAUUUCCUGGUCUGUCAUUGUAUUAUUGACAGCAUUAAUUUUCCUAAAUGUGAUACUACUAUUUAAGCUAUGGAAUUUAGAAUCAAGAGGUUUCGGCGAUGAAGCGGCAGCAUAUUUUCCAGAUUUUUCGGCUUUGAAAGACCUUCCUAAAAAUCAUGAAGAUUGGAUUGAACUUUUAAGGCAACAAGAAGCUUUGCAUGAAACCGAAAUGCGUAAAUGGCAAGCCGUUCUGCAGACUGCUAUUGAGCUGCUAAAAAAGACUGAAAGUACAUUGAGCGACCUCUUGCUUAUAAUUCAGUUCCAAAGAGCCUCUCCUUCCACCACUCAAAGUCCUGUUCCCGAUUUUGAAAGAGAUCUAUAAAGGCGACUUUCCUAGCAUAAAAGCGUAGAGUAAUUGAUGACACUAGACAUCCCAAAUAUCCAAGAAACUAGGCUGUUGGUGGGGAAGAUAAUUAGCGUCGGUGACUAAGAAAAUUCUGUUUUAAGAUACAAAUUUGACUAACAUAGGACUAAUAGAUUUGGACAGUUGUUUUGGAAAUAUAAAUCGCAAAGGCUUUCUGGCCUAGAACUAAACUAAACUCUGGAAUAUAGUGAAUUUUUAUCUACUCAUUUAAGUACGAUCUAAAUAGGCUAAAAGGACUAUGUAUUUAGAGUCAGUAAGAAGAGCAUGCACUGUGGACUAUAUAAAUGUUGUAAUGACUAAUAAGUUUUGCUUUCAUUUCGAUUUCAUUUUGUAUUAUGUGAUAGUAAUGAUAGGAUGAAUCUAAAGAUGUAUGAAAGUUAAUAUCUAACUUGUUAGUUGUAUUUUGCUUACAGUUAUAUAAUUGCGUAUUUUGUAGUAAUUUAAGAAAGAAUAGUAUUGAAAAGAUGGAAAGAAUAAAAUCUAGUUUUAUUGAUUGA